AUGGUUAUGAUGGAAUUAGACGCAAGAAAUUUUGAUGACGUCAUUGGAGAUCGGUUCGUUAUGGUCGAAUUUUAUGCCCCAUGGUGUACCGCAUGUAAGAAAUUCGCACCAUCUUACGAGAACAUAGCCGAGUAUUUUGCGAACAGAGAAGACGUUGUCAUAGCAAAGAUUGACGCUUACAGUGAAAAGUCGUUGUCACAGAGAUACGAUAUAACGGGGUUUCCCACUGUGCUUUAUUUUGAGAAGGGAAACACUAAGCCAUACCGUUUUAAAGGUACAAAUGUGCUAAAGAUGGUGACCUUGAUAGAAGAGGUAGCUGGGAGAUUUGCCAAAAAGUAUAAUACCAACGUCAAGUUCGUCACAUCAUGGAAUUUCACUACAACCAUUGUGGACAAUGACAAGCAUGCUCUGGUGGAAUUGUACGACAAAGCACACGACGAAUGCAGAAAACUUUAUCCCGUCUUUGAACGGGUUGCAUCGGUGUAUAAGAACGAUCCGGAUAUACUAUUUGGUCGUGUUGAUCUGAGUCGUGAUACGGACAGAUAUCUUCUAGAACAUUAUCAUGUCCACGCUCUCCCGGCAUAUCUGUGGUUCCCACAAAGAACUAAAAGAUCAAAACUGGCAGGGCGUAUCCCCAGUAUCGAUCCCAUCAUCGCUAAGUACUCAAGAAAAAUCCAAAGUGGUGAUACGGCUUCCACUAGAGAGGACAUACUGAGGGCGUCAUCCCAGCUUACAACGGACAUAGAAAUAAAAUAUGUUGACUACUAUUUAGCUGUCCUGAAGAAAAUUCAAGAAAAGGGAGUUUCUUUCGUCCACGAGGAAAUACAACGAGUGAAUAACAUCAUUGGUGGUAAGGUGAGCAAGGAGAAGUUGGACGACAUGACGAGAAGAGGAAACAUUCUACGUCACAUCCUUGAAUAUACCGAUGGUUCUACGCGUAUAGGCAUUGAAGGAGAGGUGCCUGGUAGAAAAAUUACCUUUUCAAAUGAAAAAGAAGAACUUUGA
Molecule: messenger RNA, 1005 nt
Organism: Saccoglossus kowalevskii
Lineage: Eukaryota; Metazoa; Hemichordata; Enteropneusta; Harrimaniidae
Biological process (GO): protein folding
Cellular component (GO): endoplasmic reticulum
Molecular function (GO): protein disulfide isomerase activity
Source: RefSeq, a predicted model, not a curated record